AUGCUCAUGAUGAAUCCUUUGAGCUUGUUGAAGCAGUAUAUCGAGGGCUCCUCUCACAAGCCUACCAGUGAAGAGACAUUCGAUCCAAAGGUGCACCUCAACUACACUCCACCUUCGAAGAAAUUUACAAUGCAAGACUUGCUUCUCAAUCAGAGUCCAAAUGCUUCGCCCAUUGCAGGAACAGUGCCGUUUCCAUUGUUGUCAGCUAAAGGUGUCAAAGCCUAUCGAAACGCCCUGUUCCAAAAGGACGUUUUAGACAACUGUGCCAGUUCACCAUUCUCAGGGACUUUGGUCCUUCGCGAUGCGGUGAAGCAUUCAAAGUUUGUCAAUGACUUUUGGACAAACCCCGAAACAAUGAGAAUUGUGUCUGAAGCAGCCGGUGUACCUCUGGAGGUGGUGAUGCCAACGGAAAUAGGGCACACUAACAUUCAAGUUGAAGGCACUACCGUCGCCGAAAUGACCAGCAAUCUUAAAGCUGAGCCGGCGGUUGAAAAAGUCGAGUUGAGUUCUGAAGACCGAACUUACAAUCCCUUGAAAGAUGCCAGUGCUAUCAUUCCGUGGCACUACGACUCGUAUCCUUACGUGUGUGUAUUGAUGUUAAGCGGUACCGAGGGUAUGAUUGGAGGCGAGACAUAUAUCAAAAGGGGAGACGGAGAGGUACAGAAGAUUGAGGGCCCCCAAAUUGGCCAUGCUGUCAUGCUCCAAGGCGGUGAAGUCUGUCAUCUAGCUGCCCGGGCGAAAGGUGUGAAGGAGCGGAUAUCGACCAUCACUUCGUACCGUUCUACCUUGCCAAACGUUUAUGACUCUAGCUAUAUUACAAACGUCCGCCCUUAUGCGGAUACGGGCUCUCUAUAUCCUGAAUGGACACAAUAUCGUUUGCGAAAACUGAGAGAUGAACUUACUAAUUAUCUCGACAAGACGGAGAAGGGAGGGAAUCCCGGACAAGAAAGAAAGACAGUACAAGCUCUUAUAAAUCAGCAGAUCGAUUACUUACGACGAACAUCUCGACAAAUGGUCGACCCUGAGUUCACCCAGCAAGUCUUGAGGAAAUAUGGUCGGCCGUCAUACUACGAUGCACCUAGAAUUUGGGAGACUGUCCGAUCACUACCAGAAUUUGACAGCCUUGCAUCAGCCGCGGAUGAGGAGCGGCGUUGGCACCCGGGGAGUGUCUACUGGAUGGACUUACUGGAAUCCAGCGAAACGAUACAAGCAGGGAAGCCUCUUCAGAGUGUUUUUGGAACCGCUGUGUGGGAUAAGACGAGGACGUACUAUAUGGGGGAUGAACUUUUGCGACAAGGGCUCAAUGAGAUGUUCUUGGAUUGGCUGGGAUGCUCAGGUACCUGGGAGCUUUACUGCAGCACUUUAUUGACUGAGGAUUGA
Penicillium coprophilum is the source of this 1380-nucleotide messenger RNA. RefSeq lists its product as uncharacterized. Bases 1 to 1380 code for a protein of 459 amino acids. The record is from RefSeq and is a predicted model, not a curated record. The transcript is spliced from 4 exons. NCBI's taxonomy places the organism in Eukaryota, Fungi, Ascomycota, Eurotiomycetes, Eurotiales, Aspergillaceae.